Thunnus maccoyii (southern bluefin tuna) is the source of this 2905-nucleotide messenger RNA. RefSeq names its product calpain-1 catalytic subunit-like. The record is from RefSeq and is a predicted model, not a curated record. NCBI's taxonomy places the organism in Eukaryota, Metazoa, Chordata, Actinopteri, Scombriformes, Scombridae. The coding region runs from base 588 to 2741 and encodes 717 amino acids. Gene Ontology annotation, biological process: proteolysis. The transcript has 24 exons. Gene Ontology annotation, cellular component: cytoplasm. Gene Ontology annotation, molecular function: calcium-dependent cysteine-type endopeptidase activity; calcium ion binding.
UGCUUGAUUGAUUUUGUGGUCCAUGGCUCAGUAAUUUUCAUGACUAGCAUUGAUUUAGCUUCUCACGUAAGUGGUAGAGUUGCCAGAAAUUGAUAACCACAAGUUGUAUUUAGUAGAAGAAGCCAACGAUUUGAAGUCUUACAGUCAAACGAAUGAAGGCUGUUUGAUAAAUGCAGAGGAAAAACUUUUUUUUUUCUGGAUUUAUGUUCAGUAAUUAAUUUUGAUUUCUCGUUUUUGGUGAAAAACGUCUACUAAGCCUUUAUCUCUGAAACAGCCUGUUUUAGGAAUGAAAUGUUUGGAAUUCAUACUUUUACCUUGAGGGUAAAGUUUAUCAUGUGAAGAAUGUCCAGACGUACAGUAUGAACCGCCAUGUCAGAAGAUCGCUGUGUGCGUGACAGUCCUUAAGAACCAAUUUUGCCACUGGGGCGGGUCUGACUCCAGACUUAUGUAACACGGUGCGAAUAUAAGUGAGGGACAGUCUGCUGAUCGUUGCACAGACCACACUGGGCAUCUCCAAGAGACUUCUCUUGUAAGGAAGCAGCAGUUGGUUGCAGCAGUCUCUCAGAGAUCUGAAACCUCUCAUCAACAUGUCUGGAUCUGGAACUUGCACGUCCAUCAUCAACUUGCGUUACCAGGAUGGCAGUGAGGGAAGCUCAUCUAACCCUGCCAAGUACGACAACCAAGACUAUGCGCAGCUGAAAGCUAACAGCCUCCGCAGAGGCAGGCUGUUUGUGGACAGAACCUUCCCACCUGACAACCGAUCUCUGGGAGACCUGCCUGAUAUGAGCAGCUGGAGAGAGGACCAAGUGGAAUGGCUUCGACCAUCAGACAUCCUGAAAGCACAAGGCAAUGACAGCGAGCCUGUCUUCUGCGUGAGAGGAGCCUCACGGUUUGACUUCGGUCAGGGCAGUGUGGGUAACUGCUGGUUUCUGGCUGCAAUUUCUGCACUGACAUUCCAGAAAGGCCUGAUGGUGCAAGUUGUACCCAUGGACCAGUCCUUCAAGGACUAUGCAGGAAUAUUUCACUUCAGGUUCUGGAGGUAUGGCAAGUGGGUGGAUGUUGUCAUUGAUGACUACCUGCCAACACUCAACAAGCAGCUGCUCUCUGUGCGCUCCAAAGGUGGAAAUGAGUUUUGGGCUCCUCUGAUGGAGAAAGCAUAUGCCAAGGUGUGUGGCUCAUACGCAGAAAUGAAUGCCGGGUUACCAUCAGAGGCCUGCAAGGAUUUCUGUGGAGGCGUGCACAUGACCUACCCACUCAGGCAGAUCCAUGAUUCUUCCCAUGAUAAGGAGCUGUGGCUCUCACUGAGCAGAGCCACUGGCUGCAAGUCAAUGAUUUGCUGUGGUACAGCACCGAAAGGGGAUAGGAUUGUGAACACCGUGGCACACACCGGAUUGGUGGAUUCACAUGCUUACUCUGUCACAGCAGUCACUGAGGUGGAGUAUUAUGGCUCCAAAGUGAAGCUGGUGAGAAUCAUGAACCCUUGGGGCAGGCAGGAGUGGAACGGAAAAUGGAGCGACAAGUCAGAUAUGUGGAGCAGAAUAAGCCCAGACGAUCGGGCCAAGUGUACUGACCGCGAGGAUGGAGAGUUCUGGAUGGAGUUGGAGGACUUCUGUCAGUACUUCAACAUGUUGAGCGUCUGCUGUGAGAACCCUAACUUUUUGGAUGGGGACUUCACCUGCCAGUGGAAGUGCAUGAUUUACGACGGCAGCUGGAUAUCCGGCAAAUCUGCAGGUGGCAACGUCAGCUACUCCUCCUUUCGGACGAAUCCUCAGUUCCGCAUCCAGGUGACCAAAAUAGACAGGGAUGAGGAGAAAGACAACAACAUCUUGAUUUCUCUGAUGCAGAAACCUCGAGAAGAGAAUCGCAGAGACGCAAAGCAAAGACAUCACCCAAUUGGCAUUACCGUCUUCAAGGUUCCACCAGGGACACCAUCAGGACGUCUGGGUCGCUCCUUCUUUGACAAAAACAGGCCUAUUAAGCGUAAGCAAAUGUACAGCUACGAAAGGGAUCUGAUUGAGAAGCACAGUCUGGAACUUGGGGAAUACGUGAUCGUCCCCUCCACCAUGAAACCCUACCAGACUGCAGACUUUGUUCUCACCGUCUUCUCCAAGGCCGAAAGUAAAAUCACUCCCCAUCAUGGAGGUGAUGAUGAUGAUGAUGAUGAUGAUGACCAUGACCAUGACCAUGACCAUGACGGGGAUCUUCCUGAGCCGCCAUCUGAUGACGACGACGAUGACACAACCAGGGACCCCACCCGUACCCUGUUCAAACGCUACGCUGACCAGAGGGGUCAGCUGACUGCCAGACAGCUCAAGAGGCUCCUGAAUGACAACUUCCCUCAUGGAACCUCCUAUGGCUUCGGUACGGACACCUGCAGAAGCAUGAUUGCUAUGAUGGAUACUGACCGAAACAUGAGGAUGGGCUUUGCUGAGUUCUCAAAACUCUGGACCAAGAUGGAUGAAUUCAAGAAACUCUUCCAUCGCUCAGAUUUGAACAGCAGCGGAGCCCUGUCUGACUACGAGGUCCAGAAGGCAAUUGAAGCUAAAGGACUGGACAUGAAUGAUUUAACGGUGAGGCUGAUGAUUUACCGGUACUCAGGCUACUCAUACACCACCUUGGAGGACUUCAUUACUCUCAUGCUGCGCAUGGAGAAUAGAUCGGAUCUUUUCAAGAGCACCUCAUCCGAUGGAAUGAUCCACAUGACCUGGGAAGAGUGGUCCAGCAGCACAUUGUACAACUAGACCAGAGUUGACAGCAGAGGAGACACAGAAGAGAUUACUGCAAUCAAACAUUGGUUUUACUAGUAACACAAACCCUGUGAAGCAGUAAUACAUCUCUGUGAUCAAACUGUUGUUUUGGAAUAAAUGUUGUUAGCUUGUCACUCUGAAUAAUGAGGUGGGAAAAA